Molecule: messenger RNA, 4849 nt
Organism: Thamnophis sirtalis
Lineage: Eukaryota; Metazoa; Chordata; Lepidosauria; Squamata; Natricidae
Source: RefSeq, a predicted model, not a curated record
CAGCCGAUUGAGAAGCGAGAAGCGCCGGCCGGGGAAAAACCCUCGCGGGAAAGUUGCGCUCCUUUGGGAAGGCGAGCCCGUAACUUUCAGCCGGGAGAAGAAGAGACGCGUGCGCCUGCCUUCUGGCCGGGGGGAAAAGGAUAAGAGGCGCUUCCCGGAGGGAGCCACUGGAUCUGCGCCACGCCGGAUCUCUCUUUCCCUUGCCGUCGGGGACCUCUAACUGAGCAGCCGAGCCGCGAAAGGGGAGAUCGCAGCCACGCGCGAAGAAGCCGCGGCGCUCGCGGCUCCCAUGGCGAGGCCGGGAUCCGCUUUGGGAACUUGCCGUCCAGGGUGAGCCUCGGCUAAACGGCCGGCGGGGGCCCGAUUGGGUGGCGAGGAGCCAUUUUGAGCGCCGUUUCGACGAACCCCGCCGCAGCAUCCGCCGCCAACUUCGGGAAAGUGGGCGAAAAAGUUCGGCGUCCCCGCGCCGGAGAGGAGGGGGAGCCUCGCCCUUUUCUCCAGGCUCUCCCCAGCUGCUGAUGGACGAGGCCGGAUGAGCAGCUCAGGGGGGUGGAUGGAUUGUGUAGCCCUUCGGCCGUCCUCCCUGCUUGCCAAGCCUCGGAGAUGCUCCGUUUGCCGGGGGCCGCCUGCCUGUCGUGGAUUUGGCUGCUGGCGCUCGCGACGGCGGGCUGGGAGCUGCAUCUCCUCUGCGGCGACGACAACGCGGGCCGCUUGCUUUUGGACCUGUCGCUGGGACCGGAGUGGCUCUGCUUUCUGGACGAGACUCGGACGCCCCGUCAGCUGAGGGACGCCGUGGAAGCGACGAGCGACGGGCUGCUGAAGACGACGGCGGCGCCGGUGGAGUGCGCGGGCCUGAGGAGAAACCCGCUGCCCCUCCAUUUGCGCCUGGCUUCUCCGGCCGCCGGCGUCCUUCUCUCGCUCCGCCUGCCUGUUUACCUGCACGGCUGGGCCUCCCCCGGCCGGUCCCCGCGCGUUGCCAUCCUGCCUCGCCUGGCCGCUUCUCCAGCUCUUCCCCAGCAUUGGGCUUCUCUGCUGUGCUUCCCUCCGCCCGCUGGGCAGCAGGUGCUUCCCAAAGUGGGGGAGGAAGCGAAAGCAGGACCCCUGCUCUGGGCUCUCAUGACCCUGACCAGUUUCCCAUGGUGUAUCUGCCCCAAAGGUCGGCCUUUGGGGGACGUUGGGGAGAAACCACUAGACUGCCGUCUUCCCCAAGGCAGCUGCCCCCUGCAGCUUCUUUGUCACCUGAAGAGGACUCAAGGGAGUGUUUUGGUGGAUCUGGGAAGGCCUAGGCACUGGGGAGUGGAACAGCCAGUAGGGGAUCAAUUGGAAGUGAUGGCCCAGGAUGAUGGCAGUUGGGAUUCUGGCCCUCGAGGACCUCGGAGGAUGAGGAGCGUGAACAGCCCGCCUCAGUUCAAACUGCCCAAUUACCAAGUUUCGAUUGCUGAGAACCAGCCCGCAGGUACCUCGGUCAUCACUCUAGAAGCCCAUGAUCCAGAUGAAGGGGAAGCAGGCCGGUUGACCUAUUCUAUGGAGGCCUUUUUCGACAAGAGGUCCAACGAUUACUUCUCCGUGGAUUCCAACACGGGAGCAAUCGUCACCAGCCGUAAGCUGGAUCGAGAGACGAAAGACACCCACGUGCUUCAGGUGACUGCGACGGAUCACGGGUCUCCGCGGCAACGCUCAGCCGUCACCUUCCUGACGGUGACUGUCAGUGACACCAAUGACCACGAUCCCGUGUUUGAACAGCCGGAGUAUCGGGAGACCAUCAGAGAGAACCUGGAGGUAGGUUACGAGGUGCUAACUAUUCGUGCCACAGAUGAGGAUGCUCCAGACAAUGCUAAUUUGCUCUAUCGUAUCCUAGAACCAGGCUCUGGGGAAGGGAUUUUUGAGAUUGACCCAUAUUCUGGUGUUGUGAGAACCUGUGCCACGGUGGAUAGAGAGGAAGUCUCAGAAUACCAUCUUGUGGUCGAAGCCAAUGACCAAGGGAAAGAACCAGGUCCACGAAGCGCCACAGUCACGGUGCACAUCACAGUGGAAGAUGAGAACGACAAUUCCCCACAAUUCAGCGAGAAACGCUACUUGGUACAAAUACCAGAGGAUACUCCGAUCAACAGUCAAGUAUUGCAAGUAAAAGCCACUGACCGAGACAGGGGCAACAAUGCCCAGGUCCAUUAUAGCAUCGUCAGUGGCAACCUGAAAGGCCAAUUUUAUAUCCAUUCUUUCUCUGGCUCUAUUGACUUGAUCAACCCCCUGGACUAUGAGGCCAUCCGAGAAUACACUCUCAGGAUCAAGGCACAGGAUGGAGGGAGGCCCCCACAGAUCAAUUCGAGUGGGAUGGUGUCCAUCCAAGUGUUAGACGUCAAUGACAAUGCCCCUAUUUUUGUAAGCACCCCCUUUCAAGCCACAGUGCUAGAAAAUGUCCCCAAAGGAUAUUCCGUGUUACACAUUCAGGCAGUAGAUGCUGACUCUGGGGACAACGCUCGCUUGGAAUACAAAAUCUUCGAGCUCUCCCAUCUUCCUGCCUUGGCAUCCCCAAUACAGGGGAAUGCAGGGUUUCCAUUCCAGAUCAACAAUAGUACAGGUUGGAUUACAGUGUCAACUGAGCUCGACCGAGAGACUACAGAGAAUUACCAUUUUGGGGUGGAGGCCAGAGACCACGGAGUGCCUGUCAUGUCUUCCUCUGCCAGUGUGUCUAUCACUGUCCUUGAUGUCAACGAUAACAGUCCUACUUUCACUGAAAAAGUAUACCAGCUCAGGCUGAAUGAGGAUGCGGCAGUAGGCAGCAGCGUCUUGACCUUGACUGCAAUGGACAAAGAUGUCAACAGUGUAGUAACCUUCCAGAUCACGAGUGGCAACACAAGGAAUCGCUUUUCCAUCACUAGUCAGAGCGGUGGUGGUCUGAUCACUCUGGCCUUGCCCCUAGAUUAUAAGCAGGAAAGGCAAUAUGUGUUGACCGUCACUGCUUCAGAUGGAACUCUGUUUGAUACGGUGCAAGUCUUCAUCAAUGUCACAGAUGCCAAUACACACCGACCGGUUUUCCAAAGUUCCCACUAUACCGUGAGUGUCAGUGAGGACAAGCCCAUUGGAACGUCCAUUGUAACCAUCAGUGCCACGGAUGAAGAUACUGGAGAGAAUGCAAGAAUUACUUACAUCUUGGAAGACAACAUCCCUCAGUUCCGCAUUGAUCCUGACACAGGGACAAUCACUACCUUGAUGGAAUUGGACUAUGAAGACCAAGCUUCUUACACAUUAGCCAUCACAGCCCAAGACAAUGGGAUCCCCCAGAAGUCUGAUACUACCUAUGUGGAGAUCCUCAUUCUAGAUGCCAAUGACAAUGCACCUCGUUUUCUUCGAGAUCGGUAUCUGGGCUCUGUUUUUGAAGAUGUUCCUCUGUCCACCAGUGUUUUGCAGGUGUCCGCUGUAGACCGUGACUCAGGUCCCAAUGGCCGCCUGGCUUAUACUUUCCUGGGUGGGGAUGAUGGGGAUGGGGAUUUUUACAUUGAACCCACAUCAGGGGUGAUACGGACAUUGCGCAAGUUGGAUCGUGAAAAUGUGGCUGUUUACAGCUUGCGGGCUCUUGCUGUGGAUAAGGGCAGCCCACCUCUCAAUGCAACUGUUGAUAUCCAAGUUACUGUACUGGAUAUCAAUGAUAACCCCCCUGUUUUUGAACAGGACGAAUUUGACAUCUUUAUUCAGGAGAACAGUCCUGUUGGUUCAAUCGUGGCCAGGAUUAGUGCAGUAGACCCCGAUGAAGGAACCAACGCGCAGAUCAUGUAUCAGAUUGUAGAGGGAAACAUUCCUGAGGUCUUCCAGCUUGACUUGCUUAAUGGUGACCUUACAGCCCUGAUGGACCUGGAUUACGAGAGCCAGACAGAGUAUGUUAUUGUGGUACAAGCUAUCUCAGCCCCACUUGUGAGCCGAGCUACCGUGCACAUACGCCUGUUGGAUCAAAACGACAACCCUCCUGUGUUGCAUGACUUUCAGAUCCUGUUCAACAAUUAUGUCACCAACAAAUCUAAUAGCUUUCCUUCUGGAGUGAUUGGCAAGAUCCCCGCCCAGGAUCCUGAUGUAUCUGACCAGCUUUACUAUACCUUUGUCCAAGGCAAUGAAUUAAACCUGCUGGUUUUGGAUUCUGCUACUGGAGAACUGAAGCUCAGCCGAGAUCUGGACAACAACAGACCCCUUGAGGCCAUCAUGAAAGUAUCAGUUUCUGAUGGUAUUCACAGCGUUACAGCGUAUUGCACCUUAAGGGUUACCAUCAUCACUGAUGACAUGCUUACAAACAGCAUCACGGUGCGGCUGGAAAACAUGUCCCAAGAGAAGUUUCUCUCCCCUCUGCUGGCUCUCUUUGUGGAAGGCGUGGCUACUGUACUGUCAACAACCAAAGAGGGCAUUUUUGUCUUCAACAUUCAAAAUGACACAGAUGUUAGCGCCAAUAUCCUGAAUGUGACAUUUUCUGCCCUGCUUCCCGGUGGCAUUCGAAACAAAUUCUUCCCUUCUGAAGACCUUCAGGAGCAGAUAUACCUCAACCGGACGCUGCUCACGCUGAUAUCUACUCAACGAGUAUUGCCUUUCGAUGAUAACAUUUGCCUGCGGGAACCCUGCGAAAACUACAUGAAAUGUGUCUCCGUACUGAAGUUCGACAGCUCUGCACCCUUUAUUAGUUCCAAUACUGUACUUUUCCGGCCCAUACACCCUAUCAAUGGUCUGAGGUGUCGCUGCCCCCCUGGGUUUACUGGUGACUAUUGUGAGACGGAGAUUGACCUCUGCUAUUCUAACCCAUGUGGGAACAAUGGCCUUUGUCGAAGUCGAGAGGGAGGCUAUACCUGUGAAUGUUACGAAGACUACACUG